AUGCUUCUCACGAGUUUAGAAAGCAUCCCGAGCCCUCCGUUAAAAGACGAGGAUUGGAUCAUGGCAUUCGUGGAUCGAACAUGUCGACCGGAGACUGAAGUCUGGAUUUUUGGAUCCUGGGAAUCUGUGACAACAGCGCUAUCAUCACAUCGAGCUGGAAAUUGUGAUUCCCUGGUCAUGACACUGGUGAAAGCUAUCAAGCAUCUGGGUCCUUUGCCGAAGAGCAUCCACCAAUCUCUACUCGACGCUACUGACGCAGAAACGAACCAGAAGGAUGUGUCAGGAGUUUCGAGGAAGGAUUAUUCGGCUCACAUUUUAGAUCCGAACAUCAUUCUGUGUGGAGCCGUUCACGAGUCUACGACUAAGAUUUUGGAAAAACUGGGAUUGAUCAAAACUGUUUUCGAUGCGGGUCUAGUUCCAAACCACACCUAUGUGUUUGACGUAACUGAACUACCUGAGCCAAGAGAUCUGCCGAAUGGACUGCGGUGGGGAGAACUCAAGUAUGAAAAUUUUGCGACUGUGAGAGCGAGGACCCAAAUCCCCAGACAGGAUAAGACGUUGGCUGACUUGCCAAAUUUGGCGAUCUAUGAUGUCGAGAAAGGGGUGCCAAUUGCUUGGGUCUUUGUAGGUAUCGAUGCGAGCUUGACCACUUUGCAUGUGGAGGAAGAAUGGAGGGGAAAGGGGCUGGCAAAGAUGAUCGCUUUGAAGUUGUGGAGGGAGAAGAUGAAUAAAUUCUGGGAGCACGGAGUUCCAAACUUGACCCACGACUAUGUGAUCAGAGGAAAUGCAGCGAGCGUAGCAACUUCGGAGAGUCUGGGAGGGAAGCACAUCGGUGAUACGUUCUGGGUGAGGCUAGACAUGAGCUUGGCAGGAUAA
Pseudocercospora fijiensis CIRAD86 is the source of this 876-nucleotide messenger RNA. RefSeq lists its product as uncharacterized. Bases 1 to 876 code for a protein of 291 amino acids. NCBI's taxonomy places the organism in Eukaryota, Fungi, Ascomycota, Dothideomycetes, Mycosphaerellales, Mycosphaerellaceae. The transcript has a single exon. The record is from RefSeq and is a predicted model, not a curated record.